Molecule: messenger RNA, 3853 nt
Organism: Camelus dromedarius (Arabian camel)
Lineage: Eukaryota; Metazoa; Chordata; Mammalia; Artiodactyla; Camelidae
Gene: GPD1L
Product: glycerol-3-phosphate dehydrogenase 1 like
Exons: 9
Coding region: 80-1135 (351 amino acids)
Biological process (GO): carbohydrate metabolic process; glycerol-3-phosphate catabolic process
Cellular component (GO): cytosol; glycerol-3-phosphate dehydrogenase (FAD) complex
Molecular function (GO): NAD binding; glycerol-3-phosphate dehydrogenase [NAD(P)+] activity; protein homodimerization activity
Source: RefSeq, a predicted model, not a curated record
AGCGGGCGGAGGCGGAGCGGGCGGAGGCGGGCGGUGGGCCGGCGAGGCGCGCGCCGGGCUGCAGCGUUCCGGCCUGGCCAUGGCAGCGGCGCCCCUGAAAGUGUGCAUCGUGGGCUCGGGGAACUGGGGUUCAGCAGUUGCAAAAAUAAUUGGUGACAAUGUCAAGAAACUUCAGAAGUUUGCCUCCACGGUCAAGAUGUGGGUCUUUGAAGAAACGGUUAAUGGGAGAAAACUGACAGACAUCAUAAAUAAUGACCAUGAAAAUGUAAAAUACCUCCCUGGACACAAGUUGCCAGAAAAUGUGGUAAGACUUUGGAAUGAAAAAGAGGCGGUGCAGGAUGCAGACCUGCUGGUGUUUGUCAUCCCCCACCAGUUCAUUCACAGGAUCUGCGACGAGAUCACCGGGAGAGUGCCUAAGGACGCGCUGGGCAUCACCCUCAUCAAGGGCAUUGACAAAGGUCCCGAGGGACUGAAGCUCAUUUCCGACAUCAUCCGGGAGAAGAUGGGUAUUGACAUCAGCGUGCUGAUGGGCGCCAACAUCGCCAACGAGGUGGCCGCCGGGAAGUUCUGCGAGACCACCAUUGGCAGCAAGAUAAUGGAGAAUGGCCUACUCUUCAAAGAGCUUCUGCAGACUCCAAAUUUUCGAAUUACAGUGGUUGAUGACGCAGACACCGUGGAACUUUGUGGUGCUCUGAAGAACAUCGUGGCCGUGGGCGCCGGGUUCUGCGACGGCCUCCGCUGCGGCGACAACACCAAAGCGGCCGUCAUCCGCCUGGGGCUCAUGGAGAUGAUCGCCUUCGCCAGGAUCUUCUGCAAGGGCCAGGUGUCCACCGCCACCUUCCUGGAGAGCUGCGGCGUGGCCGACCUGAUCACCACAUGCUACGGGGGCCGGAACCGCCGGGUGGCCGAGGCCUUUGCCAGGACCGGAAAGACCAUCGAAGAACUAGAGAAGGAGAUGCUGAAUGGGCAGAAGCUGCAGGGACCCCAGACUUCGGCCGAGGUGUACCGCAUCCUCAAGCAGAAGGGGCUGCUCGACAAGUUUCCGUUGUUUACUGCGGUGUACCAGAUUUGCUAUGAAGGCAGGCCCGUCCAAGAGAUGUUGUCUUGUCUCCAGAGCCAUCCAGAGCAUACAUAACGUGAAUCGUGCAGCAUGUCAGGGAAAGGCCCGCCUUUCUGAUCAGUCACUUGGAUGCAAAUGGAAACCGGGACUUGGCGACAAGACAUUUGCUUGACUGUAAUCCCAUCCUGGAUGUGUAUGGACUUUUACAGGUUCAUUUUUGAAUUGAGAGGUGAAGUCCAUUGGCUAAGAGGGUCCUGGGCAGCAACUCUACGCACAUAUGUGAACGUGUGAGUGUGUGUUCAUUUCUUGUUCUGUGGAUGUUUCUCUGAACCAAAAUUAAAGACCCUUUUUAAAAAUUCCUUUUGAAAUUUUCCCACUGUGGUAGCUUGUAAGAUUGAAACUAUUGCAGCUAAAAGUUUGGGCGCUCAUUCAUCUGUAUUUCUGUGAAGGAUUUUUUUCCCCCUCAUUCUCUUGAGGUUAAAAUUGAACCAGCAUAAUUAACACAGUAGAGUGGAGGAGUGAGUGUGUUCAAAGAUCAACAUACUGUAACUUUUAAACACUAUCUCAGAGCCAGCAUAAUUAACUACUUCGAUUGUGGGUUGAUCUUUUUUUUUUUAAGCAAUUCUAUAUUUUUAAUUAGGUGAUCCACUUAUAUAUAGUCCUCUCCCCGUGGUUUUCGGCAGUUUCAGCCUCUUUUCUCUUCAUUAGCUACCAGAGUGUGCUUUUACGCAGCCUCAGCAGUGGCAGAAGACAGACAACUCCGCCAGGAGUUUCCUGCUGUGAUUGGCACAUUCUUCUGAUUAACGGCACUUGUGUGAUGCUUUUUGUCAGGUUGUGCAGAUGCUUCCUGGAAGCCCCACAGGCACCCUGAAAGGAGGCUGCUCUACUUUUAAGAUGCAGUCGCCUGGCGAGUAGGGGCCAAUCCAGUGCCCCUCCCCCCACCAGGGUCCUGGGACGUCACUGGGCUGCUCUGACCUCCAGCUUAUUGGUUGUAGCAGAUGCCAGCACAGCCUUCCUGAGGGCAUAGGCGGGUUUUCUGCAGCAGGGCUUUGUGUGGGUCCUUGUCUAGAAGGAUGCCACUCCAAGGAUGUCUCUUGGACUCUUGGAGUCUUCUUAGAAAUGCAGGCUCCCAGGCCCCACCCCAGACCUACGAAGUGGGGAUCUCGUAUCUAAGCUUUGCCUUCCAUGUGUUUCAAUGCUCACUACAAUUUGAGAACCACUACUUUAGAAAAUUUACUUUAGAAUGGCGUUUCCCAAACCAGGUUCUGUAGGAAACCAGUAUCCUGGGAUCCAGUGGUGGUUCCGGGUGUUCCCUGACGAGGCCCAGCGCGUUUGGGAAAAGCUGCGUCUCUACACCCUUCUCGAAGGAGUAGAAUGUAUGUUAGUGUGUUAGCAGAACCUGUUUAUUUAACCCAGCAAGUCCCAGACAUCAUAAAUUACGGAGAUUUUGAGGGGCAAGGAAACUUGGCCAGAGUUUCCAAGGAACACUGUUCCUGGCUGGUGACAGCUCAGGUACACCCUUACUCUCUGCAGGAAAUUAGGGUGAAGGACUCGCUGUGAUAUUGUUCUGAACUUUCACAGUUCAGGUCUGCCAGGAAUCCCUGACAGAGCUUCAGGGCAACACUGUCAGGAACAACCAGGUAGAUGUCAGCCUCGCUGAAACGCACAUUGUAUGGACUAAGUGCUUUUAAUUUUAGAAUUAGAAUGGGGAUGACUGUAUCUUAAAUGGGAUUGGUUUCAGGAUAGCAUUACAGGUACCUUAGUAGCUAGCCCUUGGUAAGGGUUAAGGGAUCCUAUGAACAUCACUUAUAUAUUCAUAGAUUUUCAGUCACUUUCAGAUUUUUUUGACCUUUCUUAUUUUCCAGCUUGGAACUUUUUCCCUUCUACACCUGAAAUGAUUGUAGAGUAGGUUUUGUGGGAAUUUUAAAAACUCCCACACACAGAAGCGUAAGAAAGCACACGACAUGCUACAAAUUUCAUUGAUUUCAGUGCCACUGUUAAGUCAAUCAAUUUUUGCUUGUCUUGUAAUUGAUCUUUUUAAAAAUUUGUACGUAGGAAACAAAGUGUUACUUUUAAAGACACGUAAAGGGCUGUAAGCUAACUGUGGUGUCUGUCAAGUGGGCUGAUCGGAUGUGAGGAAUUAGGAUUUUGUCUUUUGUGUUUUCUCAUCCGCGUUUAGCUUCCUCUCUGGGUUUUGAAUGUAAGUGCUUUUCCUUUACAAAUGCCCUCUGCCCACUCUGAAGUCUCCUGUCGGUACCUCUUAAACAUACUUACACUCUUCUGCACGUACAGAAAAAGGUAAAUUUUAUAUAAGUUUGUGCUUUGCUAACUGUAGAUAUAUUUAUGACUCUACAAGUUCUCUAUUUUUCUAGCCACCUGUGGUCCAUCAUUUAUUUUAAUUCACAUUUCUUACUAAUUAUGGUCAUAGGGGAGGGAGACAUCUAGAAGAGAAGCUUAAUUUAUACUGUUGCAGCCAACCUGUGAAUGUAAAACUACACUGUGGCCUUGCUAAAAUCCAACCUACUAUAAUGUGGAACAAAUAUCUGUCUGGAAGUCCAUCUGAGCAUGUGGAAUUGAGCUAAACUCCUGGUUUUUCAUUUGACUCUUAGCUCUAACAUGGCUCCAUGGCACCGACCCAAGGAACAGUGAGGUGCCACUGUAUAAAGGAGUCUUUAGUUUUUCCGCGAGUUCUCAUCGGGGAGCCUUUUACCUACACAUGUACUAUAUUUGUUUACAGACUGUAGGUGGAUAUAACUUAAAAGCUUGGUUUAAUAAAACAUUUAAUCCCCCAAA